UGACCGAAAUAGAGAAGAAAAUAAGAGGGUGAGAAAACAUACAUACAUACAUCUUGGUUGGUUUUGGGUUUAAGGAGGGGAAAUUGAUUCUUGUUCUUUGGGAAGGAUAAGGAAUCAAUCUGAUCGCUGGAAGAGAGGAAGUAGUAAUGGAAAUGGGGAUUUCCAAGACAACAACAAGCACUGAGGUUACCGACGACAAUUCCAAUAGCAGCAGCACCACUCAUACUCAAACUCGCAACCAUAUCUCCUUUGCUGCUCCCUACGCCGUAGGAGAAAAGGUCUUAACCAAUCAUUCUGAUUGUCUUUACGAAGCCAAGGUGAGGCAAGUUGAGUACCGCAACACUAAAGGAUGGCAAUUCCUCGUUCACUAUCUUGGUUGGAAGAAGAGAUGGGAUGAAUGGCUUGACCUGGAUCGUUUGAUGAAACACACCGAGGAAAAUAUGCGCAAAAAACAUGACCUUGACGAGAAGCUUGGCAAUGAUAAGAAUGCAAAAGUCCCGCGUGGUUCUCUGGCGAAGUCCAAGCCUACUAACGUUUCAAGAGGCAGGAAACGAAGGAAUGAAUCUGUCAUCAAGGGAAAACCUGCAGUUGAUCCUGACAAGCUUGUUAACAUUCAAAUUCCUCCAACACUAAAGAAACAAUUAGUUGAUGAUUGUGAGUUUAUUACCCAUCUCGGCAAGCUUGUUAAACUCCCUCGUACUCCUAAUGUGAAAGGCAUAUUGAAAAAUUAUUUUGAUUACAGAUUGAAGAAAUGUGGCUCGGUGGGUGAUUCAGUUGAAGAAAUUAUGAAAGGAUUGUCUUGUUACUUCGACAAAGCACUGCCAGUGAUGCUUUUGUACAAGAACGAGCGCCAACAGUACCAAGAGGCUUGUCCAGCCAAUGUCUUUCCUUCUGCUAUAUAUGGUGCUGAGCAUUUGUUACGUCUCUUUGUUAAGCUGCCCGAGUUACUGUUUCAUGCUAGUGUUGAAGAGGAGACAUUGAUGGAACUUCAAGCACACUUAAUUGACUUUCUCAGGUUUCAAUGUUUUCCUCCAGGUUCUUGCAAAAAAACCAGAGCACAUUCUUCCUUUCUACUUAUCAUGUUGCAGAAGGUAUUGAGAACAGCACCAACAAACAAGUGUGUUUGCCUUGUUAAGCCUGCAUAUGUUUAUGUAUGGACGCAACCUGUUCAUGUGGAAGAACACAAGAAUCAAUUACAUAUGCUUCUAAGGGCUGCAAACUUUUUUCCUAGCCAAAUUGAUGUCAUUCCUGGAGUUCUGCUUCUGGUUAGUCUAGUGACUAUCACUUUUCCUGGUUAUUUAUAAGAUAAACUAGCUUAGUUUGCUUUAAACUUGGGAAAGUAAUUUGUAAACACGAUACUGAUUAUGAAAUUCCAUUUUCAGUUUUUCAUAAUGCCUGCUCAUUUGCCCA
Messenger RNA from Glycine soja, 1410 nucleotides. RefSeq names its product protein MRG2-like. Gene Ontology annotation, biological process: chromatin organization; regulation of DNA-templated transcription. The record is from RefSeq and is a predicted model, not a curated record. The coding region runs from base 147 to 1304 and encodes 385 amino acids. NCBI's taxonomy places the organism in Eukaryota, Viridiplantae, Streptophyta, Magnoliopsida, Fabales, Fabaceae. Gene Ontology annotation, cellular component: histone acetyltransferase complex; nucleus. The transcript has 11 exons.